This is a messenger RNA of Chenopodium quinoa (quinoa), 899 nucleotides long. RefSeq lists its product as uncharacterized. The coding region runs from base 201 to 623 and encodes 140 amino acids. The record is from RefSeq and is a predicted model, not a curated record. Lineage: Eukaryota; Viridiplantae; Streptophyta; Magnoliopsida; Caryophyllales; Amaranthaceae. The transcript has 3 exons.
CUAUUGCUACAAAUCUCUUCAUUUUCUAAACUACAAUAUCUACACUACUAAGCUGCCUUAUUCCUCAAAAACUUGUAAACUUAAAAUACUAUAUCAUAUAAAAUUUUUAAACAAUCUUUGAUUAGCUUCUAUUAAUUAUAAGUUAUCUCAACUUAACCAACUUUGUAGUUAAUUGAAGCUAGCUAUUAUACGUACUAAUUAUGGCAGUCACUCAGCAGCCUAUUCUUUCUAGGCUUGACCGUCUUGAUAAUUUGAUGAGGCAUUUGGAGAACUUAAGAGGGUCAAACCGAUCUCUAAAGAGUUCAUCACCAUCUACACCAUCAAGUGGGACUCGUACAAGCGAUGUCGAAUUCUUUUCGCCUAGGAGCCUUGACAAGUUAAAUUGCCGCCCCAUUGACGACGUGAUUGUCGAAACGGAGCACAAAGGUACCCUCCUUAAUAGGGUUUCCCUCAUCGAACAACGCCUUCUCAAGUUAUGCAUGCAGCUUGAACAAGAAAUGGAGAGAGAAAAGCAAGAGAAAGAUCGAGAGGAGAAGUCUUCACAUAGUCAUAAGAAAGCCGGUUUGAAGCAAUUUGUUAAAUCUUGUGUUAAAGGAAGCAAGAACAAGUCCAAUAAUAAAUAAUUGCUACUACUAAUCUCAUUUUACAAGGGAUGUUAAUUAGUUAGUACGUACUCGUAAUUACUACUUGUAUUUAUUAGUGCAACCAAAAGGGAUCUUAGUUUUUCUGUUUUUAUUUUAUUUUAUUUCUGUUUGUAAUGUUUGGAUCUUCUCAACUUUCCUUUUUAUUAUAUUAUUUGUUGAAAGGAAUCUUUUGAAGCUUCUUCUUCAAUGCGUGUAACGAUAUUGGAUAAUAUGUACGAGUAUAUAGUAUAUGGUGGCAUCAUUCUGCUUCUUUAA